This is a messenger RNA of Fundulus heteroclitus (mummichog), 1519 nucleotides long. RefSeq names its product mitotic spindle organizing protein 2B (gene mzt2b). Bases 151 to 771 code for a protein of 206 amino acids. NCBI's taxonomy places the organism in Eukaryota, Metazoa, Chordata, Actinopteri, Cyprinodontiformes, Fundulidae. The transcript has 5 exons. The record is from RefSeq and is a predicted model, not a curated record. Gene Ontology annotation, cellular component: spindle; centrosome.
CAUCAUCCCUCGGUGAACCUUUUCACAGCGCUGACGCGUUUUUGGCGCGUCUGGUUUCUGUAUGUUUGUUGUAGCAAAACGGCCAACUACUCCCUCGGUGACAGCAAUAAUUCAUUUGAGUGAAGCAUUUUGGUUUGGUUUACAUCAGCGAUGUCUCAGCAGGCGCAGCAGUCGGGGCCCGUGGCCCCCGACUCCCCGGUGCUCGUCGUCACAAGUAACGUGCAGAAAUAUGCCAUAAAGAAGAAGAAGGUCCUCAGUGCUGAAGAAAGUGAGCUCUUUGAGUUGACUCAGGCCGCAGGGAUCACCGUGGACCAGGAGGUCUUCAAGAUUAUGGUGGACCUGCUGAAGAUGAACGUGGCCCCUCAAGCCGUUUUCCAGACGCUGAAGGCCAUGUGUGCAGGCCAGAGAGUAGCUGAGAGCUGUGGAGAGUCCUCCUCCGCCCCCCACACAACCAGCGGGACCACGGCGCCUACAGAGGUCAAAGAUGAAGAGUCUUUGGUCUCUGGGAAAAGCCCUAAGCUUGCUGCAGCUCACCACUCGGCGUCAGCCCCCAGAUCCGCAAGGGUCAGCACUAAGAUUGUGGUCUACGGCCCCCAAGACGCCAGCUCUCCUCACUCCCAAGCAGCGCGCACUAAAGCUGGGGCGAGCCAGAGUGAGAAAAGUCGAGAGCCCUCCAGCCAGAAGGCGCAGCGGCAGCCAAGCGCCACUAGAGGGCAGAAGACUAAGAGCUCAGGCAGCAGUAGCUCCUCUUCACAGAUCAACUCCUCCUGAGUCUCAUGGAUGUGGGACCUUUUGUAAAUAUUGUAGGUUUCGUUUCAUACAAAUUAUGUGUUUAAUGAUGUCAAGCAGACGGUUUUACUUCAUAAAUAGCUAGACAUUGUUUGUUCUUGCAUUUUAUGUGCCUUUGGCUUUAAAACGGCACAAGAAAAUGUUUCAGAAGUUCUUGUUUUAUAACUCGUGUCACUGGAGUGUCAGUAUGCCUAACUCAUCUUAAAAUGAACCUCGAGGAGGAAAAAAAACAACGUAUAUGUGACAGAUGCUGAGAUAGGAAGUUUGUGUUCGAUUUUAAUUUUUUUUUUUUUUUAAUUAUAGCCUAAUCAGUUUGGAAGUGGUCAGGGAAGUUUAACACAAAUUUACAGAAAAAAUCUUGCAAAUAAUGGACUGCCCUGCAAAGAAACUUCCAAACAUGUUUACAUGCUAUUGUAGAGCUUUCCUCUGCUUGCAGAGGUCUUUAGUGCAAGUAUGCUUUCAGCACAAGGGGCAUCUAUCUGAUAACAUUUUCUUGUGAUGCAAAAAAGAAAAAAGCCCAACUCCUUAUCCCUGCUCAUGGUCUAGUUAUUGUGGUCAAAUGGAGAAUUUUACCUGAAGUGCGUUUUCACUGCAUAGAAGUGAUGUACAAAAAGUAGUAGUCAAAUAUUUAAAUUUGAAUAUUUUCUAUUGAAUAACCCAAGUGCAUUGAUGUGCGCAUGUUUUUAUACCAUAAAUAAAAUAUAAUAAAUAAAAGUGGUGAUGAACCUAA